AUGAAGUACAUCGCCGAACACCCCGGUACCAAGGCUGCCUUGCGGCACUGGGCUACGGCCGCCGGCAAAGAGUUGAACAUGGCCACUCAUUACUUCUGGUAUGCAGGGUCGCAUAUCCAGAGGUCGCAAGAAGGCCUUCUUCGGUCUCUCCUCUGUGACAUCUUCCAACAGGCCCCAGAGCUCAUCCCAAUUGCCUGCCCUGAACGCUGGGACAAGAGUGACAACGUUUCUCUCAAUGAGGACGUUGACACAGGCCCCUGGACUUUGGCAGAUCUGCAGGAAGCGAUAGAUGCGAUUGCAAGUCAACCAGAGCUGCAGGUCAAUUUCUGCUUUUUUAUUGACGGCCUGGAUGAGUUUAGUGGCGAGCAUUUGCGCAUUUGCAAGUCUCUGCUCCAGCUCUCCGCAUCUAGCAACAUCAAAUUGUGUCUUGCUUCCCGCCCCUGGAACAUCUUCGAGGAAAGCUUUGGUCGGUUUUCUGCCCAGAAGAUCUAUAUUCACGAGCUCACCAGAGAAGACAUCCGAAAAUACGUCGAGGAUCUCCUGUGCAACCAUCCUCGUUGGCAGACGUUGCUAGUUGAGUCCAAAAAGACAGCCGCUCUUGUCAACGAGGUCACUAUCAGGGCUCAGGGUGUCUUUCUUUGGGUUUUCUUGGUGACGAGGCUCCUCAGAGAUGGCUUGACAAACUACGAUACCCUCAGCGAUUUGCACAAGAGACUGGAUCUGCUUCCGACAGACCUGGAGCCAUUCUUCCGGCAUAUGAUAGAUUCGGUUGAGCCAUUCUAUCACACCAAGAUGUCCGAGAUGCUCCAAAUGGCCGUCAAAGCCGGGAAACCGCUGCCACUUGCCAUCUACUACUUCCACGAUCAGGAAUACGAGGACGGUGGCUAUGCUCUCAGGGAGCCGACUACGCCUUGGGAGCCCGAAAUGCUGAACAAUAUACGCAACAUAGUCACGCGGCGAAUAAACGCGAGGUGUAUGGGGCUCCUAGAGGUAAACGGAGACAAUGUCGAGUUCCUGCAUCGGACAGUGUACGACUUCCUCCGGUCAAAAGACAUGGAGCAAUUCCUAGAAUCAAACACCCGCGAGUGCUUUGAUCCGCACCUAACUAUUCUUCAAGCACAUGUGGCCUGGACGAAGCAUGCCCCAUUCUACGACUUGUCAAUCACGGCCAAAGCAAUGCUCGAGAUUGGCAAGUCUCGGCUGAAGUCAACGCUCCUGGAGACAUUCUCGUACUCUCUCCAAGUCACAUCCGACAAGUCAAUGGCCGUCAACGCAGAGGUCCUGCUGGAUGAGCUGGAGCAGACAGUCCAGAGAAUCUUUCGGACACCCAGGAGCAAUCGUCCUAACGAUGUCUGCAGAAAGGCGAGUGCAUUGUUCAGAUCUUGUGCUCUGCAGGCCGUGUCGACAGAGUACAUUGUAAUGAAGCUCGAAAAGAGCAAGAGCUAUUUCAAUGACGUUGGCAUUGACCCGCUACCGCCCAUUCUGGGUCAGAAGAUGAGCAAUGGUCAAGCCAGUUUGUGGAAGCCUGAACAGAUUGAGCUUCUCCGAUGUCUUCUUUGCCAUGGCUACGAUCCCAAUUCAAAUACCUCCUCUUCCGAGGACGACACAUCUGCCAGUGUGUUGACUCCUUGGGCAAGUUUCGUCCAUCGCCUUCUUCCUCGAUACGAAUUUGGCAAUGCGUUGCCUAUUGGCGGGAUACAUGGGCGCUCCUGGCCCUCGUCCCAGCCUGCAUUCUUGUUCCAGCCGCCUAGCAAGCAUGUAUCUGAGGCUCUCCGAAGUGGACUUUUUCGCAUGCUCCUCGAAUUCGGUGCUGACCCGAAUGCCAGAGUUGGAGGGGGAGAUUCGUUUCGACAACACCCAAAGGAAUAUCUCUCUGUACUGGACGUGCUUCUCUCAAAGGCAGACUUUACCCGUCAGGAGGAUGGAUUGACUGAAGCUGUCAAACGAAUGCUCGAAGACGGCAAGCCAUCUGCCAUGUUUCCUACCAGGGCUUUCAAGCUCCUUCAAGGACAACAGGCACGGAAGCGCACGAUGGAAUUCAUCUGUCUGCAACUUGAUGAAUUAAUAGCCAAGCGGUCGACCGACCGAUCUCCGAGAUUUAGUCUCGGGGCAGAGGUCACCCAGAUCUUCAUGAGGCAUGCGGCCCACCCAUCACUACCGAUGAAGCCCCUGGAGUCGAGGCUCUACCGAGCCUUUCCCAGCCUUGCACCUACCCCGAGUCCUUUACCGAAUCCCUUCCUUGCCGAUGAUGAUGUGUCGUGGGGUGUGGCUAGAAAGAGACCAAGGAGCGAUUGUGAGGCUCCGUGCCGCGUACCUCAAUACGACGGCCGGGAACCAUCAAAGAUGCGACGGCGGAGAUACCAUUGGCGUUGA
Fusarium keratoplasticum is the source of this 2373-nucleotide messenger RNA. RefSeq lists its product as uncharacterized. Lineage: Eukaryota; Fungi; Ascomycota; Sordariomycetes; Hypocreales; Nectriaceae. The transcript has 2 exons. Bases 1 to 2373 code for a protein of 790 amino acids. The record is from RefSeq and is a predicted model, not a curated record.